Messenger RNA from Juglans regia (Persian walnut), 1260 nucleotides. RefSeq lists its product as uncharacterized. The transcript has 2 exons. The record is from RefSeq and is a predicted model, not a curated record. Lineage: Eukaryota; Viridiplantae; Streptophyta; Magnoliopsida; Fagales; Juglandaceae. Bases 94 to 1050 code for a protein of 318 amino acids.
AACCAUACAAAAGUGAAAAGAAAAUAAGACUCGCAUAGAUAUUUGAGAGACGAGGCCGGGAUUGGAAAGAAGUUUCCCGGGUUAACAACUUUAAUGGCAGCUAGGAUCCCCGUGAGGUUUGAGUGGGUAGCGGCGGCGUUACAGGACGUGUCAAGGGUGGGCCUCUGCGAGAGCAGCGGGAGUGAGCACUCGCCUGAGAGUCCUGCCGAUUUGUCCGAUCUUGUGAAUUCUUUCAUCGAAAGAGAUGGCGAAGUUGAUGGAGAUGACAAAGAGGUAGAGCUUGAAAAGGAACAAAACCAUGCAGAGUACUCGCCGGAUUCGUCUGAUUCCGAGACCAAGGAAAUGCUGCGGGACCUGUUUGGUUGUGACGACGACGGUGCCGAUGGUGAUCAUCACAACGAUUUAAAGCAUAAGAUUGGUGCUGAAACAAGACACGCAAGCCGCGGGCUGAUCGGCGACAGGUCGUCCCCGGCUUUUAAACGACAAUUGAUGGCUCGCCUACGUGACAGAGGUUUCGAUGCUGGCAUUUGCAAAUCCAAAUGGGCGAAAAGCGGACGGUUCCCAGCUGGGGAUUACGAGUACAUUGAUAUCAAUAUAUCUGGGAACAGAUACAUUGUCGAAGUUUUGCUAGCCAGAGAAUUCGAAAUUGCUCGUCCGACGGAUCCAUACACAUCGUUGCUGGAUGUUUUUCCACCCAUAUUUGUGGGUACAGUGGAAGAUCUCAAGCAGGUGGUGAGGCUUAUGUGCAGGGCUAUAAAGAAGUCCAUGAAGAGCUCCGACAUGCACGUACCACCAUGGAGAAGAAACGGGUACAUGCAGUUCAAAUGGUUUGGUUCUUAUAAGCGGACAACAAACGAAGUUCCGACAGGGAAAGCACGAUCUGACAACCAUGCUGUUGCCGGAAAACGAUCGGUUGGGUUUGAGGCCUUGCCUGCGAUAUCUUACCAUUGCAGAGUCGAUUUUGCAAGUAAAGUUGGGUUAAGAGUUGGGCAUUUGACUGCAGCUCUAGAGGGCAGUGGCAUGGGCAUGCAGUCGUUAAAUGUAGAAUAAUUUUUAAGUUACUAUCAUUAUUUAUAUAUAUAUAUAUAUAUCUGUGUGUAAUAUGUAUAUACGUGUGUCUUUUUGAUGGUUUGGUGCAUUGCAGUGGUUGGGGACGUAAAUUGUGUGGAAGCGUAAGCUAUAGGAUAUUUCAAUUUUUUCUUCUUUAGGGAAUGAUCAUUACGUCCUUCUACGGAUUUUUGUUGCCUCUUGUCCAGCAUC